GAGUACGACAACUUUAUCUUCUAACACAGAGAGCUCUGAUGAGACUGACGAUGUGUUCAACGUUGUACUCAGAGUCCGCCCGUUCAACUUACAGGAGAGGGAGCGGCGUGACAAGUCUGUCAUAGAGUACCCUGGCGACGACCAAGUGGCUGUAAAAGUGUUUGAGAACUGUGGCAUCAAGAAACUCGUGGAGGCUGCACUCACUGGAUUCACAUGCACUGCGUUUGCUUUCGGUCAGACAGGAAGUGGGAAAACUCACACAAUGACUGGACCUCCAUCCCAGUUCCAGAACAGAGUCACCCCGGAUCCCAAAUCCUACGGCAUCAUCCAACGAUCAUUCAAAUAUUUGUUCCAACUACUCACGCAGCAACCGACGCCCAAAGUCAUCAGAGCGUCCUAUCUUGAGAUCUACAACGAGCAGGUGAUUGACCUCCUCAACAAGAGCCACGGCCGCUAUCUAUCGGUGCGGUGGAGCAAAAACAAAGGCUUUUACGUGGAGAACUUGUUCACGGUCAUCUGUAACACGGCAGACGACCUCAUGGCCGUUCUGGAUGAGGGUCUACACAACCGACAGAAUGGCUCGCACGGGUUGAACGAGUUCUCCAGCAGGUCUCACAGUGUCCUUACUGUCUCCAUCGACUCUGAGAUGCGCCUGGAUCCAGAAGAGGAUAACCUCUACAUAACAAACAAGGGGAAGCUAUCCUUUGUUGACCUGGCAGGAAGUGAGAAGGUCAAGGACUCAGGAAGUGGCGGCCCGGGUAUCAUGGAGUCCAACAGCAUCAACAAGAGUUUACUUGUGCUGGGAAACUGUAUUUCCCAUCUGGGUGACUCGAAGAGGCGCCUUGGCCACAUCCCGUACAGGGACAGCAAGUUGACCAAGCUACUGUCAGACAGUCUUGCUGGGAAUGGAAUUACGCUUAUGAUUGCCUGUAUCACGCCAUCGGCUGCCAAUGUGACUGAAACAGUCAAUACACUGAGAUAUGCCAGUCGGGCCAAGAGAAUCAAGACCAAACCAACGGUGAAAAUGGACCCCAGGGAGACACUAAUCGUCACAUUAAAGCGGGAAAUCAGAAUUCUGAGACAAGAAAAUCACUAUUUACGGCAACAGCUCGACUUUCCGGCGAAACCCAAAGGACAGCUGCAGAAAGAAAACGACGAACAGUUCAUGAAGUUCAUGAAACAACAACAGCAAAAGGAGACGGGACUCUACGAGAUGCUACAGGAGUACAUGGUCGAGAAUGAAUCGCUGAGGUCUGAGAACUCGCAGCUGCACACGGUCAAGGACAGCAUGCGGAGAGAGCAGCAGACUCUACACGAUGAGAAUGAGAUGCUUGCCCAGAGGGUGGAGCAGUUAGAGAGAUUAAUGUCGCAACAACUGCCAGGCAUCUGGCCCUCAGAAACUCACCCCCAAAUAAAUGGGCACAGCCAGUGGGGUCAACCACUCAAAGGGUCACUACCGAAUAUCAGCCACACAAGUCCGCCUCAGAGACCACAAAUCCGAUCGAAUGAUUUGACAAAUGGUGUAGGAAGGUUUAAACAGAGGUCACCGGUCAGUCAUGGGCAGCCAGUACGUCCACCUCACAGAAUCACGGAUAAUAUGUCCUAUCCGGCACCCAGGCCCGUUGAAUACAUCGAAUCCAAUGCUCACCCUGACAACUUCAUGUCUCCUCGUCACACCACACUUGGUAAAAACCCAGGUGUGUCCUCAAGACAGAAAGAAGCACGGACUCCUGGAUCUCAGAUAGGUUUGAUCCAGGGCAUGAACGAGAAGCUUCUAAAGGAGGUCAUGCAGCUGGAUGGAGAGAUACAACAGCACAACAAGACAGCACAUGUGGCCAAACGCAGCAGCAAAGAUUUCUACAGAUGA
This is a messenger RNA of Candidula unifasciata, 1867 nucleotides long. Lineage: Eukaryota; Metazoa; Mollusca; Gastropoda; Stylommatophora; Geomitridae. The record is from the annotation of a GenBank genome assembly.